UCCGUAUCGUUUUGUCCCUUAUGUUCUCUCCACUGUGUCGUCGCCUUGUGCCCCAACGUCGAGCAAGGGUUCGAACGUCGGACAACAUGGCUUCUCAGCAGGAGCAGCUGACCUUGCACGAAGCGCACCUAUCUGGCAACUCCUACAAGGUCCGACUCACUGCCUCGCUGCUGGGUAUCAGAAUUCACAAGCUCAUCGAUUACAACGUUCUGAAACAAGAGACACGGACGCCAGAAUACCUCGCCCGAGUCAACGCCAACGGACGUCUUCCCGUGCUGCAAGUCGGCAACGACACCUUCCUCCCGGAAAGCAAUGCUGCAUGCUACUACUUGGCCGACGACCCCGACAGCAAAGCAAAUUUAAUCCCCCGAGACCGGCUGGAGCACGCGCGCAUGCUGCAGUGGAUGUUUUUCGAGCAGUACUCUCACGAGCCAUGCAUUGCCGUCUUGAGAUUCUGGCGGACGAUGGUGGGCGUGGACAACCUGACCGAGACACAGAAGGCACAAAUUCCUGGGAAAGAAAAGCAGGCAGCGGAGGUGUUGGACGUCAUGGAGCACCAUCUUACUGGACGAGAGUGGUUUGUCGCGAAUCAUGUCAGUCUGGCCGAUGUCGUCUUGUUCGCUUAUACGCAUUGCCUGGAUGAGAGUGGGUUGGAUAUCUCCAAGUGGCCUGCUAUCGAGCGGUGGGUGGGGCGCGUCGAGGGCUUGGAGAGAUAUGUCAAGCUUGCAGAUUGAGCUCGCGGCUAGGAUGAACGUUCAUCGAUGAAAAUGUUCGCAGGUGGAUGUCGUCUUCCUCCCAAGCGUUAUGCUGCGAGGCAUCAUUGACUCGCAGCCAAGCGAUGGUUUUGAGAAUCUGCUGUCUGUGGCAAUGAAGGGAUAUCGGAGUGCAUGACCGAUCUUGUGCAAAGAGAUGUCCAUG
Neohortaea acidophila is the source of this 918-nucleotide messenger RNA. Its product is annotated as glutathione S-transferase. The record is from RefSeq and is a predicted model, not a curated record. Lineage: Eukaryota; Fungi; Ascomycota; Dothideomycetes; Mycosphaerellales; Teratosphaeriaceae. Bases 21 to 734 code for a protein of 237 amino acids. The transcript has a single exon.